UGAGGUUUAGGUUUCUGACUUGUGAGUGUGACUUGGUUUUUUUUUUGGGUUAUAUAUUGUGGUUUGUGGGGCUGAGAUGACCAAAGAUUUAUAAUCCCCUCUCUGACCAACCUCUGCCACCCUUUGCAGAAGCGUCAAAAGCUCUCGCAGGACAAGGUUUUCUCUGGGAAUUAGCAGCUGUUGUAGCAGAUAGUAGUAACAGGUUUCAGAGUGGUGCCAGUUGCAGAUGAAGAACAACAAGCAAAAACAAAGAUAGACACAAAAGAAGCAAGAGUGACAAAAGAGGUAGGCAAAGAUAAGGGGUAAGACUACAUUACUUACUACAAGAAAAAAAAGUUCCCCCCACCCACCCCCCCCCCCCCCCCCCCCAAAAAAAAAGAGCAAAGAAAAAAAAAACAUUGGAAGAACCAAAUCCUGAAUAAUAAAUUAUAAAAGGGUGAGGAAUCUGGAUUUCCAGAAGAAUCAGCAGCAACACAACCAAAUAAUACCCAUCCCACAAAUUUUAGACCCAUUAUUACAGAAGCCACAAGAACAUAAUCUAGGCACUGGUAGUAGUAGUAGUAACAACUACCAGCAUCUCCAACUUGUCCCAAAUCACCCACCUUACGUAGAUUUAGAUCAUACUCUGAACUCCCACCACCAAUCAUCACAGCCGUGGAUCAACAUAGAAAAUAAUGCAAAUCCCAGAGAUAGAUCAUCGUCAACAACAUCAAUGGGAAUGAAGGGUGUUGGGGGUGAGAUUGUUCAAGUUCAAGGAGGCCACAUUGUCCGCUCAACCGGCCGUAAAGACCGUCACAGCAAAGUUUACACGGCCAAAGGCCCACGAGACCGUCGCGUCCGAUUGUCUGCCCACACUGCGAUCCAAUUCUACGACGUCCAAGACCGAUUGGGCUACGACCGCCCUAGCAAAGCCGUCGACUGGCUCAUUAAGAAGGCCACGAACUCCAUCGACAAGCUUGCUGAGCUGCCACCCUGGCACCCCACUACUAAUCCCGCCGCUGAAGAGACUGGUCCACAUGCAGCGACGGCAUUGGUGGACUCCACCGAAAUGGGUCUCACAGUAGAGCAGUCAGAGUCUUCUGGGUAUAAUUUUCAGCUACAAAGGCAGUUGGGUCACGAGCACUUGAACCCAGAUCAUCAUAAUGGGUUGGGGUUCAUUCCUCAUCAGCCGUUGGAUUCUGACUCCAUAUCCAACACCAUGAAAUCCUUCUUCCCCACGAGCUCAGCGGCUUCGUCCAUGAAUAAUUUCCAGACAUACCCACAAGACAUUAUCCCGAGAACUGCCAACCCGACCCAAGAUCUCGGCCUUUCUCUCCACUCCUUCCAUGACCACACUAUGGUCCACGACCAGUCUUCCCAAGGCGGUGCUCACCACGCGCCACAAAAUGACCACCAUCACCAGCCUGCUCUCUUUACGGCCGGGUUCGGGUCGGAUUACCAGAGAAUGGUGGCGUGGGGCAAUGAAGCGGCCGGAGGAGGUGGAUACGAUUUUGGGUCGCAAUCAUUGGCUCCGGCGCAGCAAGCCACAGCUUUGCUGGGUCAGUGCUCAACGGCGUCGUUUAAUAAUAAGAGGGGAACCCUUCAGUCCAGUUUUUCACCAUUGGUUCGGGCUUGGGAUGAUCAUCUAGCUAUGGCCUCCCAAAGACCCCAAACCAUCAACCAUUUUUCUUCCUCCAUAUUUGGAACUCGUUUCGUCUCCGAUGGCUUAUCUGCGUUCUGCAUUCCGGCUAGAAUUCACGGCGAGAAUGGCGAAAACGACGAUGAACAGGGCUGUGGUGGCGUCGUUUCGGGGAGGCCCCCGUCGUCGUCUUCUCCAAACUCUACCCACCGUUGAUUCCACCACAACAAAGUUGGAAUAUUUCUACUUUUCAUUUAACACAAUAGGCUGUGCUGUGCCAAUCAAUUAAGAAUAAAAAAAAAUGAAGACUUUUGAAGAAGAUAUUUGAUUUGAGUCAAUGCAAUGGUCUACAGAUCAGUGAAGCAAACAUGCAUCUGGUUGUGAGAUUGUCAAAGAUUUUCUUCUUAAUUUUUUUUCUCAACUUUUCUAAAUAUUUUAAUUCGAUUUUCGUGUUAUUUUUAUUAAAAUAUACUGUGAAUUUGUGUUGAUGAUAUAGUGAAUAUUAUAUCUCAAUUAUUUCUUUGUUAAAUUGUAAUUUGGAUUAUAUUGGUUGUUCUGUUGAUGAUAAUGUAUAUCUUUGUUGGAACAUGGGAAACCUAAUAUGUCUUUCUUUACCCAAAAAUAAUAAACUCAUGAUUUUUCUUUUUU
This is a messenger RNA of Humulus lupulus (European hop), 2266 nucleotides long. RefSeq names its product transcription factor TCP4-like. Gene Ontology annotation, biological process: regulation of secondary shoot formation. The record is from RefSeq and is a predicted model, not a curated record. The transcript is spliced from 3 exons. Gene Ontology annotation, cellular component: nucleus. NCBI's taxonomy places the organism in Eukaryota, Viridiplantae, Streptophyta, Magnoliopsida, Rosales, Cannabaceae. Gene Ontology annotation, molecular function: DNA-binding transcription factor activity; sequence-specific DNA binding. The coding region runs from base 713 to 1834 and encodes 373 amino acids.